This is a messenger RNA of Pyricularia oryzae 70-15, 2374 nucleotides long. RefSeq lists its product as uncharacterized. The record is from RefSeq and is a predicted model, not a curated record. Bases 162 to 2246 code for a protein of 694 amino acids. Gene Ontology annotation, molecular function: ATP hydrolysis activity; ATP binding. NCBI's taxonomy places the organism in Eukaryota, Fungi, Ascomycota, Sordariomycetes, Magnaporthales, Pyriculariaceae. The transcript has 2 exons.
CUCACCAGAGAUUGACAAAUGAGCAUUCUUUCAGACCACGCACUCUUUCAUGCUCUCUCUCGCAUUCAAAAGGGACCGGAUUUCUUUUAGACAAGAACCCACCAUCAUACCAUUAUUUUCACAUAUACAGCCUCAGUCGACGCAACAAGAGAAACAUCACCAUGUCGGAUAAGCUGGCUGCAGACGAAGAGACUUCUUCGGUGGUCAUAGUGACCCCCGUCGAGGGCUCCGAGAAGGGCGAUGCCGCAGAUUCCCAGUCCAAAUCUCCCGAACAGGAGGAUGGUGAAAAGAAGAGCGAAGAGUCGGAAGAGAAGGUCAUCGUCGGCAUGGUGUGCGGAACCAAGGAUCUCUACCAGAAAUGGGACCAGAACCAACCCAACAAGUUCACAUGGACCGAGAAGUACCCAGAGGACCUAGAGGAGGCGGCCGAGAACGCAGAGACGAUGAAGUUUGCCAUUCUUGUGCGAAACAAGAAGAGCUACGACUCUCGAAAGAAGCUCGAGAUCGACAGCAUCGUCAUCCAAAGUCCUCUCAUCAAAAAGGUGCUUCACGAUGUUCUAGAGGACUACCCAGGCGUAACCACAACCAUGCAGAGGCUCGCCUUCUCAGCACCCUUCCGCCCCUUUGUGCACCGCUGGGCAGAGCUGACCAGCGCGCUCACCAACGACGAGUAUGACGAGGCGACACGCGCUCACGUCAAGCUCCUGCACGACAUCCUCUCGGUGGAGCUGGACGAUGUCAUUGAGGCCAUGAAGGACUAUCGGGCCAACAAGGUCGUGACCUACGAGCACGUCUGGACCAUCUUCCAGCCGGGCUGCAUCGUCCUGGCCAGCCGCUACGGCCACCCCAUCGCGAUGCGGCUGGAGCAGGGACAGUACGUCCAACACUGCCGCCUCGGCCCCGUGUUUCAGCUCACCUGCGACAGAGUCGACUGGGACGGCUCCAAGUUCGGCUACGACGAGGCACAGCAGCUCAUCACGCCGUUCCUGGGCACCAUGCCCAUCGAGGACCUCGCGUGCUGCCCGCUCCAGUACAGCGCGGACCCUGAGGGCAUGAAGGAGAUGCUUGUGGCCCGCGGCCGCCUCUUCGAGUCCCUGGCCGGCUACCAUUACAAGAUGUACGUGGGCCAGGCCAUCGAGCAGAAGAAGUGGGGCCCGUCAAAGAUCUCGGUGGAAUCGAGGAUUGUUAUCGACGCUUUUGCCCACGGCAAGUGGAACCCCAACCACCAGAGCUCGCUCAAGUCGCUUAACAAGGUCCAGGCGGCCCGCGCGGCGCAGCUCGACGCAGAGGACGGUGGCGACUACAACGUCGAGGAGAAUUACAGCUACGACGACUACGGCGAGCGCCGCGAGGAGGAGCUUAUCGAGGACCUCAAGCCCGUCAUCCCGCUGACCGAGGAGCAACUGCUGCUCUGCACGCCCAUGCUCAAGGGCUGGGCCCUGAAGAGCAAGAAGUGGCUCGAGUUUUACGUCGACAGCGUGUCUGAGGUGUGCUUCAACGACCGUGCCUUUGACAGCCUCGUGCUGCCGCGGGGCCAAAAGUCGCUCAUCUUGGCGUUUGCGCGCAGCCAGGCCCAAAACAAGGACAAGAUCGACGACGUGAUUGCCGGCAAGGGCAAGGGCAUCAUCAUGCUGCUCUCUGGCGGGCCCGGUAUCGGCAAGACGCUGACCGCCGAGGCGGUGGCGGAGGAGAUGCAGGUGCCACUCUACGUCAUGAGCGCCGACGACCUCGGGCAGACGUCUUGGGAUGUUGAGAUGAACCUGCUCCAGGUUCUCGAGAUGGUGGCCAAGUGGAACGCGGUCCUGCUACUGGAUGAGUGCGAUAUCGUGCUGGAACGACGUACGAGCACAGACCUAGACCGGAACCGCAUCGUUGGCAUUUUCCUCCGCACCUUGGAAUACUACGAAGGUAUCCUCUUCCUGACCACUAACCGGGUCGACUGCAUGGAUGAGGCCUUCCAAUCACGUAUCCACCUCAGCCUCGAGUACCCGCCGCUCAACUUUGACGCGAGGCGAACCGUCUGGACCGGGUUUCUGGAGAGGCAAGAUGCCGAUGAGAGAUCUGAGAGCAAGCACACCGUCACCUCGGAUGACAUCGAGAGGCUGGCCAGGUUGGAGCUCAACGGCAGGCAGAUCAGAAAUGUGCUCAAGACGAGUAACCUACUGGCGUUUCACCAAGGCGAGAAGCUGGGCUUUGAUCAUCUUAAGACUGUUUUGGAGGUUGAGGGCCGUAAGCUUGACGUAUGAGAGUGUAUGGCAAGCGUGUAGACAAUAUAAUAAGAAAUUCCUUGCAUUGACCCAAAAUGAUUCUGCUGUGCGGGAGAAGUGAGGCUGUCGGUGAGAAAAGGGGGAGUCAGGGGCCUCAAGAGACGGCG